This is a messenger RNA of Alternaria postmessia, 1947 nucleotides long. It is a transcript of the gene MIC60, whose product is annotated as MICOS complex subunit mic60. The record is from RefSeq and is a predicted model, not a curated record. NCBI's taxonomy places the organism in Eukaryota, Fungi, Ascomycota, Dothideomycetes, Pleosporales, Pleosporaceae. The transcript has a single exon. Gene Ontology annotation, cellular component: MICOS complex. The coding region runs from base 1 to 1947 and encodes 648 amino acids. Gene Ontology annotation, biological process: cristae formation.
AUGCUGCGCGCCUCCAUCCUAAGGGCCCGUCCAGCUGCCCGCCCAUUGGUCCGCGCCGCUCGCCCGCAAUGGCACGUCGCCCAACGCUUCUACGCAGACGAUAAGAAGAACCUGGGCGAGACGGCCGUCCCCAACCCGGCACCCACCACAUCGCCCUCCAACCCGACCCCCGUCGGCGAGGGCUCCAUCCAGGCCUCGGACGUUCCCAAAGCACCGCCCGCCCCCGACAGCUCCGUGGCUGCCGCAGCCUCUCGCGAUGCGCCCGCCAUAUCGCCAAAGACAACACCGCCCACCGGCCCCGGAUCGUCGAGCAUAGCCCCCGACCCAAUCCAGCCCAAGCCCAAGAAGAAGCGACGCAUCUUCCGCAAGCUCCUUCUCUGGCUCACCGUCCUCUCCGGCCUCGGUUAUGCCGGCGGUGUCUGGUACUCGCUCGUCUCGGACAACUUCCAUGACUUCUUCACCGAAUACAUUCCGUACGGAGAGGAUGCCGUUGCAUACUUUGAGGAGCGCGAGUUCAGGCGACGAUUCCCCGGCCGCGCUGGAGAACCGAGGCUCCACCCUCAGAUCUCUGGCGAGAACAAGGUCACCAUCCCUGGACGGAGCGGCUUGACGGCGCGCCCAGCCCAGGAGAACAAGAGCGACCUGGGCUCCAAGGGCCCCCAUCUGAGCGCUGUCGACGCCAACAAGAAGCCCGACAGCACCGAGUCGAGUGGUCAGCAGCCCAAGGUCUCCUCCGGUGCACCUUCACCCGCGCCGUCCAAGACAGAAGAGAAGGCCGCCCCGGUCAAGGAGGUCGUCAAGAAGGAGACUCCAGCCAAGCCCAUCUCCCAGCUAGACCACCUCAGCGUCCCCUCCGCCACCGAGCCCGUUGUCCAAGACGUUGUCAAGAUCGUCAACAACAUCAUCACUGUCAUCAACGCCGACAACGCCCACGAUGGCAAAUACAACUCUGCGCUUGACAAGGCCAAGAGCGAGCUCGCAAAGGUCGUGUCUGACAUCAACAUGAUGAAGGAGAGCCUGCAGAAGCAGACCGAAGACAAGGUCGCCGCCGCCCACGCGGAAUUCGACCAAGCCGCCAAGGAACUCGUCACACGUCUCGAUCACCAAAUGCAAGCCCAAGAAGCCCAGUUCAAGGAGGAGUUUGAGAAUGAGCGCGAGCGUCUAUCACAAUCCUACAAAGAGCGUCUCCAGUCUGAACUCCAGGCCGCACAAAAGGUCUACGACCAGAAGCUCAAGAACCAGCUCCUAGAGCAAAGCAUCAACAUGCAAAAGUCCUUUACCGCAAACGUCCGCGAACGCGUCGAAGCCGAACGUGACGGCCGCCUCGGCAAGCUCAACGAACUCUCGUCGUCUGUCCACGAGCUCGAAAAGUUGACGGGCGAGUGGAACAGCGUCGUCGACGCCAACCUCAAGACGCAGCAUCUCGUCGUAGCCGUCGAGGCCGUCAAGUCGGCUCUCGAAACCCAAGCCACGCCCAAACCUUUUGUCACGGAACUGGCUGCCCUCAAGGAAAUCGCGGCUGAUGAUCCCGUCGUCAGCGCGGCGAUUGCUUCCAUCAACCCACAAGCGUACCAGCGCGGUAUUCCCAGCUCCGCUCUCCUCAUCGAUCGCUUCCGCCGCGUCGCGGCAGAAGUCAGGAAAGCGGCGCUCUUGCCCGAGGAUGCGGGCAUGGCGAGCCAUCUUGCUAGCUUGGCCAUGUCAAAGGUCCUGUUUAAGAAGUCGGGAUUGGCGGUUGGUGCGGAUGUGGAAGCUGUGCUGAGCAGAACAGAGGUUUUGCUCGAGGAAGGCGAUUUGGAUGCCGCGGCUCGUGAGAUGAAUGGCUUGCAGGGUUGGGCUAAGGUGCUGAGUAAGGAUUGGUUGGGCGAGUGUAGGAGGGUGUUGGAGGUGAAGCAGGCGUUGGAUGUUAUUGCUACGGAGGCGAGGCUGAAUAGCUUGCUUAUUGAUUAA